GGCGCGGGGGCGCAGGGCUUAUUUUGUUUCCGGGGCGGCCGGAAAGUGCCGCCGGGAGCCGAGCGGCGGCCGCGCGGUGGGCAGAGCGGGAGGGAAGAUGGCGGCCGCGCCCGUGUACUGUCUCUGUCGCCUUCCCUACGACGUGACGCGCUUCAUGAUCGAGUGCGAUGGCUGUCAGGACUGGUUUCACGGCAGUUGUGUGGGGGUGGAAGAGGAGAAAGCUGCUGAUAUCGAUCUCUAUCACUGCCCGAACUGUGAGAAAACACAGGGUCCCUCUGUCAGUGCCAUUGCCCUUUCAGUGAGGAGGAGGAAAAACUGUGCCAAACUGGAGCCGGUGGAGAACAAUGAGCGAGCGAGGCCGGUACAGACCGGGAGCCAGACCUUCAUCAGGGAACUGAGGAGCCGGACCUUCCCCAGUGCUGAUGAGGUGAUCCUGAAGCCGGCUGGCAGCCAGUUGACGGUGGAGUACCUGGAGGAGAACAGUUUCAGCGUUCCCAUCCUGGUGACCAGGAAAGAGGGGCUGGGGAUGACAAUCCCCCCUCAAUCCUUCACCGUCGGUGACGUGGAGCAUUUUGUAGGGGGUGACAGGACCAUUGAUGUGAUUGAUGUGGCCAGACAAGCUGACUGUAAGAUGAAGCUGGGAGACUUUGUGAAGUACUACAGGAGCAGCCGCAGAGAGAAGGUGUUAAACGUCAUCAGCCUGGAGUUCUCAGAGAGCAGGCUGUCUAACCUGGUGGAGACGCCCAGGCUGGUGAGGAAGCUGUCCUGGGUUGAGAACCUGUGGCCGGAGCAGUCGGUGUUCGAGAGGCCGAGCGUGCAGAAAUACUGUCUGAUGGGGGUGAAAGACAGUUACACCGAUUUCCACAUCGAUUUCGGGGGUACGUCAGUCUGGUACCACGUCCUCAAGGGCGAGAAGAUUUUCUACUUGAUCAGACCCACCAAUGCGAACCUGGCCUUGUUUGAAUGCUGGAGCUCUUCGUCCAACCAGAACGAGAUGUUUUUCGGUGACCAGGUGGACAAGUGUUACCGCUGCUCAGUGAAGGCGGGUCACACGCUGUUUAUACCCACAGGCUGGAUACAUGGUGUCCUGACACCAGUGGAUUGUAUCGCGUUCGGAGGCAACUUCCUUCACAGUCUGAACAUCGAGAUGCAACUCAAAGCGUACGAGAUUGAGAAGCGCCUCAACACAGCCGAUCUUUUCAAGUUCCCCAACUUCGAGACCAUUUGCUGGUAUGUGGGCAAACAUCUACUAGACACCUUCAGAGGCCUACGAGAGAACGGGAGGCACCCAGCGGCCUAUCUGGUGCAUGGAGCCAAGGCUCUCAACAUGGCCUUCAGGUCCUGGACAAAGAAGGAGGUAGUCAAGGACCAUGAGGAAGAGAUUCCAGACUGUAUUCGAACGGCUCAGCUGAUUAAAGACUUGGCCAAGGAGAUCCGGCUGGUCGAACCUGCAGGGAAGGCGGGUGGGGGCUUGGGGGUGUUGAGAAGCCCCCAGACCACGGGGUUGGCCAGCCCGGGGCCCAAACCAGGCCGCAAGCGAGGGUCCCAGGUCAAGGAACGGGGUAAGAGGAAGGGCAAGAAGGCCAAGGAGGUGUGUGAAAUCCUCACCCCUGACCUGGACCUGCUGGAGAUGCACACGAAACAAACCCUCAAGAAAAUGGAGUCUCCCAAGAAAGAAAAGCACGACGUGUCCAGCUCUGAGCUACAGAUGGACAGCUUGGAGGGGGAGCUCUCGAUGGAUGCCUCGGUCGGGCUUGACGAGAGCAAACUCAGGUUCAUCCUUUCCAAUGGCAAGAUAAUGAGCAAUAAAGGUGUGAAGGUCCCAGGGAGCAGGAGGGGGAAGUUUGCCCCACUGCUGGGGAUACUGGAGGGGGUGAAGGGGGGCAGACGGAACCUGAAGGAUGAGUACAGCUACGAUUCCGAUGACGACCUGCAGAUCGACGAGACCCCCAAACGGGAGCGGCGGGGGGUGGCGGGACGCAAAAAAUCCCCGAAGUUACCACGUCGCUUGCCCAGAGCCAAGCCGUGUAAGGAUCCGUUGAGAAAGAGAGAGCCUGGAGAGGUGGACUUCGAUAUUGAGGUGGGUAGGCAGGAGGACGAUUCUUCAGAGGAUGAAAACUUUGCGAUGGAUGUUGAGGUGAAGAAUGGGGUGAAAACGGGAGACAUGGCGGGGACAAGUAGCUCAGGAGGAAUACUGGACCUGCUGAAAGCCAGUAAAGAAGUGGGAGGCUUGGACUACGCCACUCAGAGCCAGCCGCCUGCCUCCCCCAGCACACAGGAGGCCAUCCAGGGGAUGCUGUCCAUGGCCAACCUGCCCUCCUCUCCGGCCUCCAGCCUGCAGGCCUGGUGGACCAGCGGGCAGGACCGUAACGUCUCCACCUCCACUGGCAGCCAGGCCCAGGGCAAGAAGAGCAAAGGCCGGCACGUGGCGCGGGCCAGCAAGCGAUCUCCUCCAGCAAAGACUCCCGCACCGACUCCCGCGCCCACUCCCACUCCCGCGCCCACACCCACACCGACUCCGGUGCAGAAACCGAGACAGAGAGCUGACAGCCACCACAGCACGGCCAGCGACAACGACAGCUUCGACGAUCAGGAGAGUCUUGGGGCUUGUUUCAAAGACUCCGACUACGUGUAUCCCUCCCUGGAGUCUGACGAGGAUGACCCAGCCUUGAGGUUGCAGCCAAAGAAGAGGCGAGAGAGUGACGAUAGCCCCUGGAACCCGAAAGCUCGUGUGGCCCCCACGCUCCCGCGGCAGGAGAGGCCGGUACGAGAGGGAACACGCGUGGCUUCCAUCGAGACCGGGCUAGCGGCAGCUGCAGCCAAACUCUCACAACAGGAACAGCAGAAAACACAGAAGAAAUGUCCCAACAAGAAGAAGCCGCUGGUGGAGGAGCCGAGUAAAGUGAAGGCGAAGGUGGAGGCGGAGGCCGAGCCGGAGGCCGAGGUGGAGGGGGCGGCGGUGGUGCCCAAGCAGGAGGUGUACAGCGGAAGCCUGCUGGACCACGAGUACACGGCAGGUCCCAGCACCUUCGGCCUGCCCCAGAUCAGCCGCGGAUCCACACCCAUGGCUCCCGGGGUCUUCCUCACCCAACGUCGAGCCUCCUCAUCCUCACAGGGUAGCCAGACCCCAACUGAGCACUCGCGGGAGACCAAGUGCACUGCAGGAAAACGUCCGAAGAAAGGGCUGGCAACAGCCAAACAGCGACUGGGCAAAAUCUUAAAGAUCCAUCGGAACGGGAAGCUCUUGCUUUGAGAAUAUUUUUCUAUUUUACAUGUCGGGAACUUGAGUGUUUGUAUAUGUCUUGUACAGUGAAUUUUCCUCUUGAAUCCAGCUCCUCUCCCCUCCAUUCCUCGUUCCUACCCCUCCCUCGCUUCCCCACCCUCCUCGCUUCCUCCCACCCCUCACCCACACAUUCCCCACCAUUUUGGACAAAUAGAGGGUAUCAGAUGUAAGAGUAGAGAAAUUGAGAGCUUUUGCAUAUAUAUAUAUAUAUAUAUACAUGUGUGUGUGUGUGUAUACAUGUCUGCAUUUUCCAAUGUUCAGAAUCUAGACUGGUUGUGAUCUGACUCACUCACUAACGCUCUCGCUCACUCGCUCGCUCACUCACUCGCUCC
Callorhinchus milii (elephant shark) is the source of this 3615-nucleotide messenger RNA. It is a transcript of the gene phf8, whose product is annotated as PHD finger protein 8. NCBI's taxonomy places the organism in Eukaryota, Metazoa, Chordata, Chondrichthyes, Chimaeriformes, Callorhinchidae. The transcript has 21 exons. Gene Ontology annotation, molecular function: transcription coregulator activity; histone demethylase activity. The record is from RefSeq and is a predicted model, not a curated record. Gene Ontology annotation, biological process: protein demethylation; regulation of transcription by RNA polymerase II. Bases 98 to 3253 code for a protein of 1051 amino acids.